AUGGCUCCAGCUUCACCAGAUGGCUUGAACAUCAUCAUCCUCGGCGGCGGUAUCGCCGGCCUCACCACCGCCCUCGCCCUGACCAAGUUCGCUCCCGCAGGCAAAGUCCCCAAUAUCCAGAUCUUCGAGAUCCGUCCCACCCCAGCGACCAUCGGCGGCGCCGUCAAUCUCACCCCCAAUGCCUUGCGCCUGCUCGACCACCUGGGCGCUCUCUCUAUCAUGAAGGAGCGCGAGUUCGGCCGCACCAUCGACUUCCUCGAGGUCUUUGACGUCUACUCUGGCAAGCUCGCGGAGUCUGACUUCUCCGGUGCUGAUGGGAAGGGGAUCGGUGACCCGCCGUACAAGGCUCUGCGGAUUACUCGCGGUGAUGCACUGAAGGCUGUGCUCGCGGCGGUGGAGAAGCAGGAGAACAUCACGAUGACUUGCGGCAAGCGGACGACUACGAUUGAGGAGACUGCGGAUAAGGUUACUCUUACAUUCGAGGAUGGUGGAAGUGCCUCUGGUGAGCUGUUGAUGGGCUGUGAUGGUAUCCACUCUGCCACCCGUCUCAAGCACGUCGAGCCGGAACGCAAGGCCGUCUACUCGGGCGUUUCGAACGCUUUCGGCUUCGCCAAAGGCCUGCCCAAGGACUUCCAGGUGCACUUUGAGUGCACCGCUAUCAACUUUGCUCGCCGCGGCAUGCUUCUGACGAGUUACUUCUCGAACGACACGAGCCAAGUCUACGUUGGUGGGCUUAUGCAGGUUGAGGACAUUGGAUCUCGGGAUGGCUGGAAGUCUGUUGGUGCGGAUGCAGAUAAGACCCGAGCGAAUUUGCUGGAUCGGUUUGGUGAUGCGAAGAUUCCCUGCAUUGUGCCGCUGAUCGAGAAGGCGGAGGACUUCUACCUCUGGCCUGUCUUUACGCUCUCGAAGCAGGGGAAGUGGUCUACCGACCGUGUCAUGCUUCUCGGCGACGCUGCUCACGCCAUGCCCCCUCAAGGCGAAUCCACCGGCAUCGUCUUCGAAGACACCGUGCUCUUCUCUCGCUGCCUGACGCGCUGGAUCGAAAAGGGCCGCCCCAACAGCAUGAAAGAGGCCUUUGAAGCCUACGAGAAGCUGCGCAGGAAGAGGAUCGAAGACGCGUUCGAGGAGUCCAAGGACGUUGUCCGGACCGUAUCGGAUGCCGGAUGGGUCGGCCAUACGAUCAAGACGUACGUCGUGCCGUGGUUCUUGUGGUGGACGAGGGCGAACCGGGAGAAGCAUUUUAUUGAGGAUGUUACUACGGUGGAUAUUGGGUACUAA
Messenger RNA from Saxophila tyrrhenica, 1278 nucleotides. RefSeq lists its product as uncharacterized. Gene Ontology annotation, molecular function: FAD binding; monooxygenase activity. The record is from RefSeq and is a predicted model, not a curated record. The coding region runs from base 1 to 1278 and encodes 425 amino acids. NCBI's taxonomy places the organism in Eukaryota, Fungi, Ascomycota, Dothideomycetes, Mycosphaerellales, Extremaceae. The transcript has 2 exons.